AGUUCAACUCGUUCAGUCCGCCGCGAGCAGUUGUAGGGGAUACAUUGUUGCUUGAUACGCGCUAUCGCAACGACAGUUUUUUAAAUACUAUUUUAAUAAUUGAAUAAUAAUAAUUGUAUCUAUAAAACGUGCUACUGUAAAUUUAGAUAAGUGCUUUGUAAAUUAAUUAUAAGUGUAAUAAGUGGUCUUCGCGUUGCCCGCGACUCUUCCUUGGUAAAAUCGCUGAAGUGUAAAGAGACAAAAUGAACGGCUUAAACGGUCACACAAACGGCGAGAUGAACGGCGCCGGCGACAUCAUCACACAGAACCAACAGCGUGGCUGGUGGACUAUCGGCCUGAUCAACUCGCGAUACCGGUACCUCACCGCGGAGACCUUUGGCUUCAAGAUCAACGCCAACGGCACCAGCUUGAAGAAGAAGCAGAUUUGGACCUUGGAGCCCGCCUCGGGGAGCGCUAACGACAGCAUGAUCUACCUUCGCUCCCACCUGGACAAGUACCUUGCCGUGGACUCAUUCGGGAACGUCACCUGUGAAGCUGAUGAGAAGGAGCCCGGCAGCAAGUUUCAAAUCAGUGUCUCUGACGAUGCUUCUGGUCGUUGGGCGCUGCGCAACGUGGAGAGAGGCUAUUUCCUCGGCUCCAGUUCAGACAAGUUGACCUGCACUGCGAAGGUUCCAGGAGAUGCAGAACUUUGGCACGUACAUUUGGCUGCCAGACCACAGGUAAACCUGCGGUCGAUCGGCCGUAAGCGAUUCGCUCAUUUGUCCGAAAGCCUGGACGAGAUUCACGUCGACGCCAAUGUUCCAUGGGGUGAAGACACCCUCUUCACAUUGGAAUUCCGCGCUGAUGAGGGUGGCAAGUACGCCUUGCACACCUGCAACAACAAGUACCUCAGCGCACCUGGAAAGCUGCUGGACUCGUGCAGUGCGUCGUGCCUGUUCAGCGCGGAGUACCACGCGGGAGCCCUGGCGCUCCGGGACGCCGAGGGGGCUUACUUGGCGCCCAUCGGGUCCAAGGCCGUGCUCAAGACGCGCUCUACUGCCGUCACCCGCGACGAGCUCUUCUCGCUCGAAGACAGCCUGCCGCAGGCCGCCUUCGUGGCUGCCCUCAACGACAAAUAUGUCUCAGUUAAACAGGGCGUCGACGUGACGGCUAACCAAGACGAGAUUUCCUCGCACGAGACCUUCCAGCUGGAGUUCGAUUGGGCGACGAAGCGCUGGUACAUCCGAACUAUGCAGGACCGCUACUGGACUCUCGAGACCGGAGGCGGAAUACAGGCCAGCGGAGACAACAAGUCUUCGAACGCGCUGUUCGAGCUGGAGUGGCAAGGAGGUGGCUCCGUGGCCUUCCGCGCCAACAACGGCAAGUACAUCACGACCAAGAGAUCGGGACAUCUCUACGCCAACACGGAUACCGUCGAAGACAACUGCAAAUAUUACUUCUACCUCAUCAACAGGCCGAUCCUGGUGCUGAAGUGCGAGCAAGGCUUCGUGGGUCCGAAGGGAGUGCGCAUGGAGUGCAACAAAGCCAACUACGAGACCAUUCAGGUGGUGCGGGGACCCAAGGGAGCGGUCUACUUCAAAGGUUCUAACAACAAGUACUGGCACGCGGACAGCGAGGCCGUCACCUGCGAUGCGGACGCGCCACAGGGCUUCCACCUCGAGCUGCGCGAGCCGACCCGUUUGGCGAUCCGGUCCGCGGAAGACGGGCGCUACCUGGCGGCCGUUAAGAACGGCAACUUCCGCCUCGCCUCCGCCGAGCUCUCCUCCGCCACGCAGUGGGAGUACUAAGCGCCCGCCUGACUCCCGGCCCCCGCCGGGGGAUCGCGAGGGAUCCUUUUGCGGGAGCGACGAAACCUUAUAUUCUUGGAAGUGUUUUUAUUCUUUGUCGAUACUCGAAAACUGCGUGUAAAAUAUUAAUUAACGUUUUCAAACGUCAAAAUACUCUUCCGAUAGCUAUUUAAAUCUAAAUUAUUGAAUAUUACGUUAACGCGAGGCGCGAAACUUAAUUUAAUUUCGAAGUACGGGUGCGCGGCCGAACGAGCCGAACGGCCGAUUUGCAAAACAAUCCGCUGUGUCUGGGGAAGUUAAGAGUGAAACGGGAAUGGCGGCGAUGCGGGCGGCAUCGUCGUUUCGCAUUUCUCUAAGAAGUAAACUGAGCGCCUCUGCCCGGAUGCAUUUAGUAUGAUUAAGGUAUAUUUAUCGCAGAUUUGCGAAUGUGAUCGUAUGGAAAUAUCGCUUGUCUAAUUUUAUUAUUAUAAUUAUAGAAUAUUUUAUCGCUAGAUCUGCCUUCGGGAUCGCUUACGAAUUAUUUUUGUUACGGGACGCUUAAUUUAUAUUUGUGAAUUCGGGAUCACACAUCCGAGAGUGGGCCCUCGUCUAUCGGACGGUCCGAGCUGCUCCGGCGCACGAAGUCUGUCGUGACGUGUGUAAUUAGUUAAGUUAACGUAAGCGACGUCGUAGAUUAAGACAACCGCUCCGAGAGGAGAGGUCCAUUCCAAAUUUUUUACACGUAUUUUAGCCGAUGCGAGACGUUAUGGAAUCUGAAUAUACGAUGUGAAUUACACUGAUCCUACAUUUAAAAUAUUUGUACGAUAAUGUCUUUUGUAAACUAUUAAGUGAAUAAUAAAUUAUAAUCAUUU
Molecule: messenger RNA, 2638 nt
Organism: Pieris napi
Lineage: Eukaryota; Metazoa; Arthropoda; Insecta; Lepidoptera; Pieridae
Gene: singed
Product: protein singed
Exons: 11
Coding region: 243-1787 (514 amino acids)
Biological process (GO): actin filament bundle assembly; establishment or maintenance of cell polarity; cell migration
Cellular component (GO): cytoplasm; actin cytoskeleton
Molecular function (GO): protein-macromolecule adaptor activity; actin filament binding
Source: RefSeq, a predicted model, not a curated record